Molecule: messenger RNA, 2280 nt
Organism: Lichtheimia ornata
Lineage: Eukaryota; Fungi; Mucoromycota; Mucoromycetes; Mucorales; Lichtheimiaceae
Exons: 15
Coding region: 1-2280 (759 amino acids)
Biological process (GO): DNA repair; replication fork arrest; DNA replication checkpoint signaling
Cellular component (GO): replication fork protection complex
Molecular function (GO): DNA binding
Source: RefSeq, a predicted model, not a curated record
AUGGACUACGACGACGACGACAAUGGAGUUAUCCAACAGAAUCGCAAUUACAUUCUAGCAACAUGUACAGCACUCGGUGGAUACGAAGAAAAGGAAACAGCUCCCGGCGUCAUUAAGCAAGUGUAUACCUUGGGUGACCAAGCACUUGGUUGUCUCAGGGAUCUCAAACGGGCCAUUCGGGCCGAGAGCAAUGCUCCAUACAAGACCUUCCUUCCAGCUCUUGCCGACUUCAAUACUCUCGAGAAUGACUUCAUACCCAUCAUCAAAAUGCACGCACGUGACCCAUCAGAAAUAGCUGAACGCUUGAUCCUCGCAUGUUUGGAGUUGAUCGUACCAAUGACAUGGCCAUUACAACAACGACAACAAGCUCCCAAGAAUGAUGACAGCGAUGACGAGGACGACGAGGAAUAUGAUCCCAAUCUUCUUUUACGCUAUCGUCGAUACAAAUUGGCAUUGUUACAACCCGGCAUUCUAGAAGCAGUGACACGUCUCUUGGUGGAUCCAUUGGCCAUUCCUUAUCGUGAACGAUCCAUGCGCGACCAAAUUGUGAUUCGCCUUGUCUUAUAUUUCAUACGCAAUCUGGCUGCUAUUCCGGACUUGAAUGUAUCACAAAGUGCUCCUGAAGAAUCACUCAUGAUGGCUUCUAUGCAGGAGAAAAUGUUGUUACGUUUUUGUGAUGCUGGCAUCAUUGAGCUAUUAUUGGUGAUUGCAUCCAACAGCAAUGAGCCUGAUAGUGCAGAAUGGAAUGUGAUUGUAUUGGAGGUCCUUUAUUACUUGCUUCAAGGCGUUCCCGUCAAGGAGAUUUUUGAAAGUGAUUUGAAAGGAAAGGAUAAAAGUGCGAGCAUGAUUUCGGAUAAGGUGUCUGCAUUGCUACGUGCUGAGACGGAGAGGAAACGUGCCCAAAUUCGGAAUGCACCUACACGCCAUCAACGAUUCGGAGGCACUUAUGCUAUCAAAUCAUGGGAUGGUGAAACUAGGGUCUCGCACAAACAAGAUGCAGCAUUUGCACCUUUAUCAGACAUCAUGGAUAGCACCAAAAAGCCCGAUCGUCGAGGUGUCAAACGGAAGGAACGGGAUGAAGGGGGUCGCAAAGCUUACACAACAACCGCUGCCAUGUGCCGUAUCAAGGAAAUGGCCCAAUCAUUUUUAAAGAAUGCAUUCAACCCAUUUUAUCUGUCACUCAUUAAGGAUAUCGAGCGUGAGGAUAAGAAAAUCAUGGACAAGGACUUUCGACGGUUGUUUUACACGAUGCGAUGGUUCCUCGAAUACCUGGGUUAUGAGCAAGCGCAUGCAUCACGUGAACGUGAAAAGAAGGCUUUGGAAAAAGAAAAGAGUCAAGGCAUCUUCAACUCGGAUGAAUUGUAUUUGCCCAACAGAGAACAAAAUACGCCUAGCACCGAAGAACAGCAGCCACAACAAGAGAUGGAAAAUGAGGAGCAAUUACUGUUUGAUCAUGAUCGGGUGGCAACCGCCAUGGAUUUGAGAGCUUUCUUACUUUGUCUUCGGCGAUUACAAACCGUGAUGGAUGAAAAGAAUUGGGCCGAAGUGCAGGUGAUGGCUGAUUGUUUUCGACAGCUGCUAUUAACAGCCAGCACAAUGGCAGCUUCACCCCAUGAAGAAUUCCGGGAAGUCGCUGAAUACAUCCUCAGUAAUAUCUAUCACGAGCAUUCAACGUUGGAUCUCUUUGUCAACAUGAUUCGAAAAUACAAGAACCAGUCAUAUGGUUAUCUGAAGAGUGCAGUCGAGCUUACAGAUAUCAUGCUCAAACUUUUGGAGCAAUAUUCAUCCAAGAAUCAAUUCAUGUUUGUACGGAGGAAGAUCAAGCAAAAGAAAAAGCAAGAUGCGCCAACAAAUCAAGGGGAGGAUGGGGAUGACUCUGAAGAAGACGAAGAACGCGAAACCCAGGUGGCCUAUCGCGAGCACGUUUUCAAGUUUGAUGCUUUUGAAAAGAAAUAUUUGCAUUAUGACGUUGUUCGGGUGUAUUGUAUACUUCUUGAGCAGCUGGAUACCUUGGAACCACAUCUUGUUCUUUGUAUUACAAAUCUAUUCCAUCGCAUCAUGGUCAAACGCAAAUGUGAGCAGAUUUUCUACAAGCUCCCGGUGUUGAACCUCUUCAACCAGAUAUUAGGCCGACAAAACACUCUCCCCAGAAGCACAGCCAUCACAGAGCUAGUAAGGUUUAUCCGUUAUUGUACGCGACAAUUUUUCAAGCGUCUUGAAUCACACCCUCCCCUUUUCCUCGAAAUCCUUUUUACCAACCCUAAUUCCAAACGCUCAUAA